GCGGGGCUGGUUGUUAUGGUGACAUGUUUUUUUUUUUUUCCUUUCCGCCCAGAAGCCGGAUAUCUGACAGUGACUAGGGGAGGACUGGAGGAGCUGAGGAGAGAGGAGCGGCUGGGGCUCAUACACGUACAGCAGAUAGACGAGAGCCGCCGCCGCGGGCUGAGUAGACAUGAUGAACUCCGAUGCCCUUGUGGACCUAAGUGAUGAUUUGGAAAAAGAUGAAACCACCCAUUCCCUGGAGCAGUUGAAACUGGCAUCUGUAGAUGAUCAGAACUGGCCCUCCGAUGAUGUUCAGGACUUCCCCAAGUCAGACUCAAAGACAUCCCCUGAUCCCAUCAUCCACCUUCGCUGGGAUGAUCCUUAUUAUGACAUUGCCAGACAUCAAAUUGUGGAAGUGGCAGGCGAUGACAAAUUCGGGCGCAAGAUCGUCAUGUUCAGUGCCUGCCGCCUGCCUCCGUGUCAUCAGCUCGAUCAUGUCAAACUUCUACAGUAUCUGAAGCACACAUUGGACCAGUAUGUGGAAAGUGAUUACACUUUGAUCUAUCUGCACCAUGGCCUGACUAGUGAGAACAAGCCCUCUCUGGGUUGGCUUAGAGAUGCGUACCGAGAGUUUGACCGCAAGUACAAGAAGAACAUCAAGGCUUUGUACAUUGUCCACCCCACCAUGUUCAUCAAGACCUUACUGGUUCUGUUUAAACCACUAAUCAGCUUCAAGUUUGGUCGAAAGAUAUUUUAUGCAAAUUAUCUGAGUGAAUUGGAUGAGAUUGUCAAGUUGGAGCAGUUGGGGAUUCCAAAAUCCGUACUAGAGUAUGACAAGGUUAUCCGCUCUACAAUGAAACCCCCAUCGGCCAACCAGAAGGCUGCUCCCCCUCGGCCGCCCCUGCCUAACCAGCAGUUUGGUAUCUCUCUGCAGCAGCUGAGGGAGAAGCGCCCAGACAAUGAGAUGAUUCCCCAGGUUGUACAGGAAACUGUGAGGUAUCUUCGGCAGAAUGCCCUUGAAACUGAGGGGAUAUUUCGGAGGUCGGCCAGCACUCAAGUGGUGCGAGAAAUUCAGCAAAAAUAUAACACAGGAACUCCCAUUAGUUUUCUGGAGUACAAUGAUGUUCACCUGACGGCAGUGAUUCUCAAGACAUUCCUCCGAGAGCUUCCAGAGCCACUGCUGACCUUUCACCUUUACAACUAUGUUGUGAGCUUCUCCAGUAUAGAGCCAGAGAAGCAAGUGGAAUCCACUCGGGAAGUUCUGAAGUCUUUGCCUGAGGAAAAUUAUGAGGUCCUGCGGUUCCUCACAGCAUUUCUUGUGGAGGUAUCUGCUCGGAACUCUGAGAAUAAGAUGACCAACACUAAUCUGGCCGUGGUAUUCGGGCCAAACUUCAUGUGGGCCAAAGACGUGGCCAUGACCUUAAAAGCCAUUAAUCCCAUCAACACCUUCACCAAGUUCAUGCUGGAGAACCAGAAGGAGCUGUUUGAAGAACCUUCUUUGUAAACCAGUAUGUUGUCACUGCAACACUCCGCCACUGCCAAUCUGACACCAUACAGCCACCUGUCCCACAGCACUUCUCCUUUCCAUUCUCAUGUGUGUUUUGUAUGUAAACACCUAUGUGUGACGUGUUGGAGCUGGCAUCUCCAACUUCAAUUGCAGCACAAAGACCCUUCUAAUUGAAGCCGCCCAUGUGUCUAGUCGGUGUAUGGCGUUUGGUGACAGCUGAUGCCUCUGGCAGGCUAAGCACUUUUGUGUUUGUGAUUGUUGUGAUGUUCAAUGGCAUGUUGGGUGUGAGUUGGUGUGUUGUGGUGUAAAGACCUCAUAUGAUUGUUGAAGGGAAACCUUCUAUCCCAUAAUACUCCUCUGCCCUUAGUUGGAAUACAUGUAUUUUGACAGUU
Rana temporaria (common frog) is the source of this 1878-nucleotide messenger RNA. It is a transcript of the gene ARHGAP1, whose product is annotated as Rho GTPase activating protein 1. The transcript is spliced from 13 exons. Lineage: Eukaryota; Metazoa; Chordata; Amphibia; Anura; Ranidae. Gene Ontology annotation, biological process: small GTPase-mediated signal transduction; negative regulation of endocytic recycling. Gene Ontology annotation, cellular component: cytoplasm. The record is from RefSeq and is a predicted model, not a curated record. Gene Ontology annotation, molecular function: GTPase activator activity. The coding region runs from base 170 to 1483 and encodes 437 amino acids.